Labrus mixtus (cuckoo wrasse) is the source of this 8671-nucleotide messenger RNA. RefSeq names its product chondroitin sulfate proteoglycan 4-like. The record is from RefSeq and is a predicted model, not a curated record. NCBI's taxonomy places the organism in Eukaryota, Metazoa, Chordata, Actinopteri, Labriformes, Labridae. The transcript is spliced from 22 exons. Bases 37 to 7797 code for a protein of 2586 amino acids.
GCAGCAUGACUGAGCCAUGAAUUGCAAAGACAAUGAAUGGCAGAAUCAAGCAGCCAGAUGUUGCUCUUAACUAAAUGCAAGAUUUCAGUGUCCUUAUUAACAAUGGGGAGAUUUGUAGCUGAUCUGUUUCUUCUUCUGCUGAUUUCCACAGGACAAGUUUUUGGAGUGUCAUUCUAUGGUGAUGGCUACAUCCAUCUACGGACAGUGGAAGCCUCCAUUCAGACGCUGCUCCAUGUACGUUUUCGAACCUCCAGUCAGACAGGGCUUCUUUUUUUGGCAGCUGGACGUAGAGACUUCUUGCUGCUGGAGCUGAUAUCUGGGCGUCUGCAGGUACGUCUGGACCUUGGAUCAGGUGAGCACUCACUACACUCAGAAAGGGGCAUGCAUCUUAAUGACCUAGCAUGGCACUACUUGGAGCUGAUCCACGACCAUAACACUGUAAAUAUGACCGUGGACCGAAACUCUCAUACCAGCCUCCAUAUGCCAGGACCAGAUCUGAGGCUCAAUGUUGAGGAUGGACUUUUUGUUGGCGGGGCAGCUGGACUCAAGCAACCAAAUCUUCCCAACAUUUCUAUUGGAUUUAGAGGUUGUAUAGACGAAGCUGUGUUCAAUGAACAUAACUUGCUGUCCAGUCUUAGGCCUUAUUCUGGUUACAAGAGUGUUCAUGAAGUCUCUCUGGGUUGUAGUUCACAGUUUUCUGCCACAGUAGAAGAUUCUGUCAGUUUUUUCAGCUCCAAAGCCUUUAUAUCUCUCACACCAUGGGAGGUCCAACAGGAGGCUGUGUUUGAAUGUGAACUGCAGCCUUCUGCAAGAGAAGGAGAUGGCAUGGUGCUGUAUAGCUCUGGGAACAAGGGAGGGUUUGUUGCCAUAGAACUACGUGAUGGUCACCUGAUUGCAACACUAGGAAAUGGAAAGGGGAGUAUGACUGAGCUGCGUUCUCUAACAAAUGUUCAGAGACACCCCACCUGGUAUCCCAUUAAGCUGCACCUGCUGCCCCACAGUGUCCAUCUUAAAGUGGAUGAAGAAUUGGUCCAGGCCAAUCUGAGUGUUGAGCUGCAGGUCAUCCAGCUCAAUGGACCCCUUUUUCUCGGAGGACUGAACAAAGAAGCCCGUGUAGAAGCCAGGCGAGCUGGGUUGAUGUCAGAUGUACCUGGAGGGAAACUGGCUGGGGGAGGAGUCUCCUUUAAAGGCUGCCUCCGAGAAAUUAGGGUGAACGCUAAAAGAACAGGCCUACCUAAUGCAGUCAUCACCAAGGACAUCACUGUGGGCUGUUUGACACAACAAACUCCAGAUGCAGUGACAACCAUUAGCCCAACAGAUUGUCAAGACUUUGAUGUUACAACUACUCAACCAACUACCUACAACAAGAAGAACCCUAACUUUUUUUCAUUGAGAAAGCUUGAGGUGGUAGAGGGAGGCCGCGCACCACUUGAGCCAAAACACAUAAGGGUAAAUCUGGAUUUGCGGAAAUUUGGCAUUCAUCCAGCUCAGUUAAUGUUCCGCAUAGAGGGGCAGCCUGCACAUGGCCAGCUCCGGUUGGACCUCAGUCCAUACACUGAUGGGAUUCUAGGUGAUACACAGGAGGAGAGGACUCUAGGAGCAGAAGAGUUUGAUCAGACUUUCAGUAUGCUGGACCUUUGGCAGGGCCGGGUGAUGUACGUUCACAGUGGGUCAGAAGACCAGCAUGACUUCUUCAUGUUUUCGGUCUUCUCCAACAAUAAGAGGAAGCUUCCUGUGUUUCUGAAGGGCAACCGCCUGCAUCGGUUCGAUAUCAGCAUCAGUCCUGUCAAUGAUGCACCUGUGCUCAGCCUCCCAGAGGGAAAUAUUUUCACUGUUCUAGAAAAGUCCAAAAGACAGCUGACAACAGAUGUGCUGAGAGUGUUGGACCCUGACAGCAGUUCUUCAGAACUGAUGUUAAGCUCCCUGGGAAACCUCAACACUGAGGCUGGACACCUUGAGCACCAGGAUUACCCUGGCAGGGCAAUCAAUUUGUUCUCUCUGAAUGAUCUUGAGGAUGGUAAGAUAAGCUUUGUCCACACCGGCCUCUCAACCUCGAGACUGGCACUUAGGGUCAGCGAUGGACAGAAGUUAAGCAACACAGUUGUUUUGAGAAUUUUGGCUGUGAGACUGGAACUCAGAGUGGUUAACAACACUGGACUGGAGAUGAACCAAGGUGAAGCCUCCUUCAUCACAACCAUGAACCUCGCUGUACAAGUUAAUUGGGCUAAUCAGGCAGUGGAAAUCCGCUAUGACAUCACAGAGUUGCCACAAUAUGGUGAGCUCCAGCGUUUGCACUCCAAUGGCGAUUGGAAAUCAACAACCUCUUUCUCUCAGAGCCUUCUAAAGAAGGAACGGAUCCGAUAUGUCAGCACUGUCCAUGGCCUUCAGACUCAUCACAACAUCACUGAUUUCUUCAAAUGUAAAAUCACAGUUGGUGCCAUGGCUACCAAUGAGGUUGUAUUCCCAGUCAUGGUUCGGUGUAUCCACUUUAAGGUCACACGAAGCAAAAUGGAAGUCAAUGGUGUUCUAAGUACGGCGGUCACACCUGAAAACCUUCAUGUGAUUUCUAAGGGUGUCAGACUCAAUGAGAGUGACCUUUACUUUAGACUGCUUACACUACCAAAGAAAGGGAAGCUGUACCUGAAUAACAGAGUCCUGAAAAGGAGGUCUACCUUCAGCCAACAGAACAUUACAGAUGGCUUGGUGAAGUACGAGCUGUUCAACAGGUUACACUACGGUACAAGAGACACGUGUAGCUAUCAGGUGUUUUCUAAACACGCAAACUCAACAACGUACGACUUCAGAAUCAACAUUAAAACCGAGUUGACAGUCAUCACAGUUUUGAACACAGGCCUUUCAGUCCAGGAAGGAGGAGGAAAAGUCAUCAGUAAAGAUAUUUUGUUCACUCACACAACAGGUAACCUGGAGGUUCAAUACAGUGUCACUGUGAGCCCCAGACAUGGCCAGUUAAGGAAGAUCAACCUCUCCAACUCCACUUCCAUCAACAACAACAUUGUGACGUUCACAAAUCAGGAUAUUAUUGAGGAGAGGAUCAUGUACGUUCAUGAUGACAGUGAGACCAAGCAGGAUUCCUUUACAUUUCAAGUUAUGGUCAACAAACCCCACAAACACAUUAACAAGAAGGAGGAUAGAAACACAGGUGAACACAUGUUUAAUAUCUCUGUGCAGCUUGUCAAUGACCAGAGACCUGUCAGGGUUGUGGAUAAAGUUUUCCAUGUUGCCCGCUAUGGGCAGAGGUUGGUCACGUUGAGUGACCUUCGUUACCAGGAUGACGACAUGGACUUUGAUGAGAAUUGGUUGGUGUACACGCGGAGGGGAAUUCCCAUGGGUGAGCUGGUACUGGCCAGUGAUCCAAGCCACAAGCUGUACGAGUUCACACAGCGGGACCUUGAGCAGAAAAAGGUGUUGUUUGUCCACAGAGGAGUGAGUUUUGGGCGAUUUGUCCUUUUCAUAUCAGAUGGGAAACAUUACGUGUCAACACUGAUGGAGGUGAUUGCCCAGGAUCCUUACCUUCAGACUGAGAACAACACGGGCCUUACUGUCCAGAAAGGGGGGCUUAUAACCUUGACCUCAGCCAACCUCAGUGUCUUCAGCAACCUUGACAUCCGAGACCCGCAGGAAGUGACAUUUGAGGUCUUCCUUCCGCCUAAACAUGGUUUGCUCUUCUUCAGUGAUGAAGAUCGUGAGAGUGUUGCAGCAACAGAUCCAAUUACGAUAUUCACCCAGAGAGAUUUGUCAGAAGGGCGCCUGGUGUAUCAACAUGAUGGCAGCCAAAUGUUAUCAGAUCAUUUUAAUGUAACUGCAAGAGCAAAGGAGAAGAGCACAGAGAGGCGACCUGAGAGAGGGAGGAGGGAGGUGCAUCUUGACAUUGGGGUGCUGGUAAAAAUCUACCUGGAGGGUCACCAAAGACCGCCAACAGUCAUCAGUAACCGUCCAUUGCUGGUGACUGAGGGAAGUAAUGUCUCCAUAAGCAGGGAUACCUUAGAGGUGGUUCACGAGGACAGCCAGCCCAAACAGAUAUUUUUUUCCGUUCAAAGUCAUCCCACCGAGGGUUUCCUCCAGAGGUCUUCCCCCGACGUCAAGCAACAAACCUACGAAGGCAAACAGGAGCACUUUUAUCAAAACACCAGAGAGCAGCAAACAAACUCUUUUACUCAGGAGGAUCUCAACCAGGGAUUGAUUAUCUACCACCAUCAGGCUGCAGGAAGUGUCAACGACUCUGUUCUUUUGGAGGCGACCAACGGGAUGACAAAGGUCGGACCCAUCAGGCUGGAGAUUGAUAUCAUACCUAUCAUGAUUCCUCUACAGGUAUCUGACUUGACCCUUGAUGAGGGGUCGUCUCUGCCACUGACCUCAGAUGUCAUCAAGGUCACCAAUCAUCACUUCUCAGGGAUGAACUUCCUGUACCAGGUCAUUGUUCCACCGCGACACGGACACUUGGAGCACAGCCGGAUCCCGGGAAUGCCCAUCACUGCCUUCACUCACACUGAGGUGGAACGAGAGUACAUAUCCUAUAUCCAUGAUGGCAGCGAGACGCAGGGAGACAACUUUACCAUUGUAGCCAAUCAGACGGAAAUCAGGAAGCACAGUCUGCCCUGCACCGUUCACAUCCACGUUAUGCCUGUCAAUGAUGAGACUCCUGUUGUUACAACCAACAAAGGUCUGAAGGUGUGGAUGGCUUCAGUGACAGAGAUCACCCAUGAUGAACUUGGUGCAGAGGACUCAGACACUCCACCGGAGAUGCUGGAGUUCAUCAUCACCCCACCCAGCAACGGCCAUCUGGCACUGAAGAGCGCCCCCUCAAGACCGAUCCUGAACUUUACUCAGAAUCACAUUCAAACUGGACAACUGGUGUUUGUGCACAGCGGUGCUUUGUCGGGUGGAUUUCAGUUUCAGGUGAACGAUGGUGUGAACUUCGCCCCUCGCCAGAUCUUCAGCACAACCGCCCACUCUCUGGUCCUUACCCUGCAGAGAAAUCGUCAGGUGGAGGUCUUACCAGGCUCUGUGACCCCCAUAUCUGAGCAGGAGCUGAAGGCCAUAACUAAUGAUGUCACCGACAUCAGGAGAAACCGCUCUGUGGUGUUUUCAGUGACAGCUCCUCCUAAACUGGGUCGCCUGGUCCAACGUUUGCCCGACAACUCUUCACUCAACGUUUCCGUUUUUACACAAAGCAUGCUGAACGAUGGAGUAAUCUUCUAUGACCAGAACAAGCCACAGUUGGUGGGGUGGUCGGCUUUAGACUCCUUCUCUUUCACCGUGUCCUCUCCUCCUGCUUUCCUUCCUCCGCACACCUUCAGCAUCUUAAUCUCCUACCAGACCAACGGACAUCACGACGACUCUAAAUACAAGACCAGACUACUCAACAAUGCAGGUGCUGUGGUGGCUGAGGGAGGCAGGGUGAUGAUUGACAGGUCGAAACUUGACGCCUCCAACCUCCUUGGUAAAGUUCCAGAAUCCUAUCGGAAAGACCACGUCAUUAUGUACAGGGUGAUUUCCCUGCCCCGCCAUGGGGCCCUGUCACUAAGAGGACAUAACCUCAACAGGAAUAAACCAGAUUUCUCUCAGGUCACCCUAAACAAGUUUGGUAUCACUUACAUCCACGAUGACUCAGAGACAACAAGCGACAGCUUCACUAUCCGUGCCUGGGUGGCUCCUUUGGAUGUCUCUUCCUCUUUAUCCGCUUUAUCUACAUUUCCCUCUUCAUCCCCUCCCCAUUCAGCAUCAUCAUCCUCCCUUUCGUCAUUAGACAUUGUUUCCCAGCAUCAUAUGAAGGACAGCCUGGCGGUGACGGAGACGUUCAACAUCACGGUGACACCGGUCAACGAUCAGCCGCCACUCCUCAGAAGCAGAAACCCCAGUAUGAAGGUCGUAGUGGGAGAGAGAGUUGUUCUUGGACCGGACAAUCUGCAGGUCGAGGAUCAUGACACCCCUCCAGAGGAGCUGCACUACCUUGUGAUCAGUAAGCCCGACAACGGCUACCUGACGCUGGGAGAGAGACCAGAGCCAGUGACCUCUUUCACCCAGUAUGAUGUCAACCAUAACCGGCUACACUUCAUACAGCAGGGUGAGCCCUCAGCUGGUGUUUUCUACUUCAAUGUAACCGACGGUCAUCAUCGUCCACUUUACAAACUCUUUAGUCUGGAGGUGAUAAAGCCCUCUGUCUCCAUGGUGAACAACACUGGCCUGUCAUUGGUUCAAGGCAAGACUGCUGUGAUCCUGACGACCAACCAGCUUGCGGCUCAAACCAACGGCCGCAGCAGGGCCAGCAUCACCUACACGGUCACAGCGCACCCUCGCCAUGGACGCAUCGCUAUCAACGACCAGGAAGUGACGACCUUCUGGCACGAGGACCUGCUGUUUGGCCGCGUGGUCUAUCACAUGACCGAACUCAGCGAAUCGGAGGACAGCUUCCAAGUCUUGGUGUCGGCAUCAUCUCACGGUGUCGAUUAUGGAAAUGUAACAGCACACAUGAAGGUAACCGUGCUGCCUCUGAUCCACCUGAGGGAGCAGGUCAGAGUGCCCAGCGGUGUCGCUGUGAAACUGGGGAAAGCCAUGAUGGAUGCCUCUGAGCUGGCAAGAAUCAGCCGAGCUGACCCCGUCUUUGAGGUUCUAUCCCCACCAAAACACGGAAAGUUAGUCAAGAUCACCUACGACCCCAACCAACCCUCAGAGGUCCUGAAGUCAUUUACCUUCAGAGAUGUGGUGCAAGGCCGGAUCGCCAUUGAAGAGACUCUGAGUGACGGUGACAACCAGCCCAAUGGGAACAAAUCAGUACUCAACACAGCUCGAGGCCACGCCCCCGCCACGCCUCGGAAUGAUUCUUUCACCUUUCUCCUGAAAGCGGGAAACGUCCAGCCAGCGAAGGGCGAGCUUCACUUCACCAUCUUUCCCCACCACCAGAUGCAUCACGGUCCGAGCGGCUCGAACAAGGCAGAGAGUGCAAAUCGCACAAACCGUCUCCUGACUCAUAAUAAGACCACUCCCACAGCGGGGAGGGGAGUUGGACAAGAGGAUCCGACAACGCAAGGCAGGGUCAGGGUGGGUGUGUCGCCUCGCAUUUUGUCACCCAAGAACCAGAACAGGACUCAGCACAAGCACAGACAUCACAGCCGAUGGGGGAACCACACGCGCAGCGAGAGUAAUGGAAAUAGAUCGGGGACUAGUGCAGAAGGAGCAGGAGGGGGUCACAGUCCUGCCCCGCAACCCAGAACUCCUUCUCUCACACACAAACAUGGCCCAGCAGACCCCCCUGACACCCAACCGGUACACGUCGAGGUCCUCCCUCGCCCCUCCUCUGACCCUCUCCUCAUUAUCCUCCCACUUUUGGCCUGUUUGCUCCUCAUCGUUAUCCUAAUCGUUUUGAUUCUGGUGUUCCGGCGACGCAAGGAGAAACAGGCCCGACUGCGGCUCCUCCAGCAGCUCGCUGCGGGCACGCAGCUCACACAGGACAGCCCUUACCUGGGUCGGACUGAGAGAAGUGUGGCUAUGCCCUCAGUGGUGGUCACUCCGCUAGCCUCUGCAAGCUGCCCUACCUCCCCCAGGGUGCCCAUAACCCCAAGAAGAAGGAGCCUGGCCCCUGGGAUGACAUUCUGGGGGCCCUUCGAUGCUGAAGGAGCAGGUGAUGAUGGAAAUGUUGGAGGUGAUCUGAUGAACAGUAAAGUGAGGUAUAAUAUACCUCUUAGAACAGCAGUACCAGCUGUCCAGGCAGGAUAUAAGACAUCUUUGGGAACAGGGUCCCCUACUCCAUCUCUUAAACGCUACCAGUACUGGGUUUGAUAGAAGCAUUUCAAGGAAAAACUGUGCCUUAGAGAUGUAUUUUUGGCGAGAACUGUAUAAAUGGCAUCUGCGCAUCUCCUUAGUCAUCCGUGGCACAUUUGACCAACCAUGACCUAGUUAUAGAGGACACAAUGAUGCUUCUUUCCUCUUUUUAUUUUAGGGAAUGCAUGAAUGCCAUUGUAUCUGUUCUUUUACUAAACCAAGUUUAGCUGUUGAAAUCUUAGUUGCUUUCACAGGGUCAUUAAAAACUAUGUCUCCAUCAAUAAACUACCCAGAUACCAAGGUGGAGUGAGCUACUAUUCAACGUAAGCAGAAUCCAGUUUUACUCAAUAGGCAGCAGUUUGUUGCUGUUUUUUUCAAGGUGUUUUUCAUUUGUUACUAACUUGUCAGUCAUUUGUGACAUAAGGGUAGUCCAAGAUGGUUCAGUGUUUUGUCAGUGUACAUUUUAAAUUCUUUGCAUUUGUCUGAUUCCUCAUUAAACUGGUUAUAACUUGUAUUGCUCUUGUAUAUAUAGUUUUAUAUUGUCAGAACUGCUGCUGAGCAAGAAAGUGAAGCGUACAUGGUUUUUUUUAAUUUCCUUUACUGUCAGAUUAAUCGUAGCUUCAUUUUAGCUUAGCGUAUUUGUGAGUUAGUACAAGUUGUAAUUGAUAGCUUUCAUUUAGGAUUUUGUAAAAGACAGAGUUGACAUGUUGCUUCUUGAAAACCAUGAAUUUCUUAGGGACUGUCUCCUAUGUGACUGAAGGAACUGCAAGCUUUCAAGUCACAUGCACACAAACUUAUUUUAAAGCAGUGAGCUGCUAACUUGCUGUUUCAGAUGGUCCAUGCAGUAUUUAUUUACAUUUCCUUUUGCAAUACAAUUACAUUACAGUAUGUA